UGUAAUUUAUUAAUUAUACGAGGGCCUGUUAGUUAUACUUUACAUCAGGUCAAGGAAGAUAAAAUAAAUAAAUAAAAACAAGCGCAUUCUCUAGUGGAAUAAUCAAAAUUAUAACACAUUAUCUCUAAACCCGAAUACAAGUUUUAAAGGGACUUUCAUUAGUGGAGAGCAAAAAUGCUGCAGCAAGAACAGUUGCUGAAGGUCGACCGACCAUGUCCUGAUCCUGAUCCCAAAGUGGCAGCUGAUACCGCAGCUCCACCAAGCACGUACCAGAUGCGCCCGUCUUUGGAACAAACUUUCAAAUCGGAGAAAAUUAAACAAAUUAUUAAUACGGUCCUCAAUGAUACUCUAACCGGACAAACCUAUUCUGCCGUGGACGCUACACGAUGGACCAAAUCGCUGGCGGACGAGAUCAGUCUCAAGGUCAAGGAUCUGGAAAUGAGACGGUACAAACAUGUAGUUCAGGUGAUGCUUGGUCAACAGUUGGGUGCUGGCUGUAAGUACAUAGCACGCUGCCGAUGGGAUGCAGAGUGUGAUAGUCAAACCUCGGGAGAGUUCAAGAAUGCCACCAUCUUUUGCGUCGUCACCGUGUUCGGAUUGUAUCUGUAUUGA
This is a messenger RNA of Topomyia yanbarensis, 612 nucleotides long. Its product is annotated as dynein light chain Tctex-type protein 2B-like. Gene Ontology annotation, cellular component: cytoplasm; cytoplasmic dynein complex. The record is from RefSeq and is a predicted model, not a curated record. Gene Ontology annotation, molecular function: dynein intermediate chain binding. Gene Ontology annotation, biological process: microtubule-based movement. Lineage: Eukaryota; Metazoa; Arthropoda; Insecta; Diptera; Culicidae. The transcript has 2 exons. The coding region runs from base 175 to 612 and encodes 145 amino acids.